GGAAGUAUCCUGUGGUGGUUUUUCCCCAAGCGGCGGAAGUGGGGGGGGAGGCGGAUUUGGAAUGGCUGCCGCCGCCGCCGCCACCGCUGUCCCGCCUGAGGAGGACUCGGAGGCCAGGCGACAAGGCCCCAAGCAGGAUCCUGCUGUUGAAACAGCAGAAGAAGCAACAGAACCAGCCGAGGCAGAUAUCAAUGAACUUUGCAAGGAUAUGUUCAACAAAAUGGCCAUUUACCUAACAGGUGAACUGACAGCCACUAGUGAAGAUUACAAACUCCUGGAAAACAUGAACAAACUGACUAGUUUGAAGUACCUUGAAAUGAAAGAUAUUGCAAUAAACAUAAGUCGAAACCUGAAAGACUUGAAUCAGAAAUAUGCUGGACUUCAGCCGUACCUGGAGCAAAUCAAUCUGAUUGAAGAGCAGGUGGCAGCUUUGGAACAGGCCGCAUACAAGCUGGAUGCAUAUUCAAAGAAACUUGAAGCAAAGUACAAAAAACUGGAGAAACGGUGAAAGAAGUGCAUUGCAUAUCAGGACUUUUCUUCGAGAAUACAUGGCUUUCUCCUCUGAAGAAAACUGAACUUUACAAAACUUGUACUACAAAACUACCAUUGGAGAGAGUCAUGUGGGCACUCUUAGGAACAGUGGUGCCCCCCUUUUGUUUGAGGCAGAGACAUCUUUCCCUUCUCGUAGAAUCUGUUACUUUUUACUAUUCUUGUCACUCGUUUUACAGAAGACUUACCAGUAGAAGCUACUGUUAAUGGCUUCAGCCAGGGGCCCCGCAGUAACUUAACUGGGCAGUUCUGUACCUCCUUCCCUAUUGAGCAAGACCGCAGUCCCUUCUGUGCUCUGAAAAUUGCUUCAUUUGUGAACAUGGAAGCUUCCAGGGUGUCGUGUUGGCAGGUGACAAGGUAUGGCCUUGCAGCAAAGCAAGUUCUCUCGCCGUGCUUUUUUGAGAAAUAAACACGUGGAAAUUAAGGUGGCCCUUUUCUUCCUCUUCCGGGGGGGGGGGGCAGAAUUAUCUUCCGCUUCAUCCAGUGUGGUAUGAGGGCUGACUCUCAGAAUUACCCAUGCGGCUCAUCCAGACUGCUGUUUCUUUGGAGCCUGUGCAUGGAGAGAACUGGCUGUAGCUUGAGUCUGCCGGACUCAGCAAUUUUUGGACAUGGAGUGAAGACAACUGGGACAGGAGCAAGUUGCAAUCUGUAGCUUCCGCAUGUGUGUACCAGCUUGAUACAGAAGUGGAGAGUAUGUUACGAAGAACCAGAUGGGGCAAUGGGUCAGUAGGGGUCAUGUGAUCAAGAGAGGUGAGAGCGAUGACAUGAAUUAAUUAAAUUAACACUAAGCUUUCGUUGUGCCAAGGCUGUAUAUGUCUAGAAUUUUGUGUUUGAAUUCUACAUUGGUACGCUCAACAUAAUUCUGAGUUUAGAAGAACUGUAGAUUUUGUCAGCACACAUCGAGACUUGUAUCCUAGCAUGAUUUCUCAGGUCUGGAUAGCAUCUAGGAAUAUGAGCCCCUCUCCCUGUUCACAGUCCCAUGCUUGCUUUGGGAAAUUGGUGCAGUUUUUUUUUUCCUAAUUGUGUUUUGUAGCUUCCUCUGUGGUUGCCACAGCUAUGUUUAUUGGCAGAUGUGGCACUGCGGCAUCAAUGAAUGCUAAUUAUAUAGGAAUGCACUGGCAAAGACCUUCCCUAGAAUCUCAAUUGCCAGUUCUUCUACAAAGGCUGGAGUCUAGAAGUCUAACUCCCGGUCAUUCCCCUAUCCUAUCAGCAGCACUGCCUCCUACAGUUCCUUGGAUGAGUCUCAAUUAUGGCACUUGUCUCUCCUGAGAAUAUGCCGAGCCUGUGCAACAAAUAUUUUGGGGAAGAAACACAGUCGAUGACUAUCUGGUUUGAUAGGGCCUCUUACCAUGAAGAGGCAGCUAUACAUAAUUACUCAUAAGUAGCCUCAUUACCUUAAUGAGGGCUGUGAGGGUUUUUCCAGCUGGUCUACAAUUUUCCAGUGGUUAAAGAUUUCUAUCUGCAACAUACAGCUAAAAAAUACUGGGACUCUCUGCUGCUAAGCUCCUGCAUUAAGAAUCUCAACACUUUAUGGGAGUGGACGGCUCCUAAGAACAGUGGGGGGGGAGGAUUUGCUGCCUCGAAUAGUUUCCAACCCAGUUAGCAUAAAGCAAUUUCCUGUUUUCCUAAAUGAUUGAUCCACCUGGCUCUGCAAUGCUGACCUUCCGUGGCAUGAGCUCUCUAUUGUUUCAGACAGGAUUCACCCACCUACUCACAAGGUACCAGGAAUUGAAUGCAAAUGAAAGGUUCUUACUACUUCAUGCCAGUCUGCCUCAGGGUAUAGCAUCCGACUUCUCCAAAAAAAAUUUGUAUUAAUUUUGCUCAACAACAAUUCGGUAUAAUUCUGGUGACACAAUAAUUUCCCGUAGUAAGUGAAAUAAUGCACAAGGAUCUUUAAUUUUUAAACAGCUAUUUCUAUAAAAAGCCAAAGCUUGAUAUUUCCAGUAUUACAAUCAUUGUUCCACAAGAUACAAAAAGGUUAAAUGGAGGAACACUCCCAGAAAUGGUUUUUUUUAAAAAAAAAAAAUCCUGAUUUUUAAAUGGUGGUGACUCAGAUGUGCACUGGUGAAUUUCAGCUUAGCCCCUUAGCAAUACAUACUGAAUAGUGAUGUGAUCCAGACUGAGCUUUCCUUUGAAGUGUACUUCCAAUUCACCCCCAAUUCUUAUAGACCUUUUUUAUACCCACCCAGGGCUUUCUGGAUGGCUUUCUGAUAUAGGAGCCCCACAGAAUUUCAGCUUUGUGACUUAUUUGUAUCGACAACCUAUGUUGAUGAUAUGGGUGGUAAUGUUCGUCACUAGCUAGGAGCACUUGUAGAAAUACCGUAAUUCAAUUUGCCUUGCUCUGUGGUAGCCUGUUACUACUACGAGGUAACAUUUGUGGGUCACAGAGAUUGUUGACAAAGUGCCCGUGAUUCAGACUUUCCUCGCAAUCAGGGUGUCGAUGUUUUAUCUGUGCACCGAGUUUCAGCUUAACAACCAUUUCCCGAAUUCAAAUACCUGCCUUUUUAUCCCUUGGAGGUUAAUCUCAACUUUUUUCAGGGAGUGAAGAUUCAGUUAGAAGAAAUGGUGCAAUCGGAAAACAGUAAUCCUUCUCCUUCGAGCACCAUUCCAAACUGCUGUGGCUGCUAUAAAGCAGAGUAAAAGAUGUUGGAAUCUUAGCGUGAAUGUGCAGUCUGUAUAGGCGAGAACACGUCUUGUGGCCUCUGGAGGAAUGGCGAACCUCGAAUGCAGAACUCGGAUCAAGAAAGGUUGUGCUACCAUUGCUGAAACACCCCAGCCACUGGUGAAAUGGGAUUCUCUGCUUGUAAGUAAGCCUCUGCGCUGUUGAGCUCUUGCUUGUAACCU
This is a messenger RNA of Zootoca vivipara (common lizard), 3393 nucleotides long. The record is from RefSeq and is a predicted model, not a curated record. NCBI's taxonomy places the organism in Eukaryota, Metazoa, Chordata, Lepidosauria, Squamata, Lacertidae.